Venturia canescens is the source of this 10843-nucleotide messenger RNA. It is a transcript of the gene Wdr62, whose product is annotated as WD repeat domain 62. The transcript has 26 exons. Gene Ontology annotation, molecular function: protein binding. The record is from RefSeq and is a predicted model, not a curated record. Gene Ontology annotation, cellular component: mitotic spindle. The coding region runs from base 1009 to 8037 and encodes 2342 amino acids. Gene Ontology annotation, biological process: centriole replication. NCBI's taxonomy places the organism in Eukaryota, Metazoa, Arthropoda, Insecta, Hymenoptera, Ichneumonidae.
CGUGCAUUGACAUUUUAUCAAUAUACAAAUUCAUGCAUUAUCGAAAUCCACAACAAUGAAUCUCGACAACGCAAAUAUGAAAAACUCUUAUCUGCCACUUGAAUCUACAAUAAAUUGACGAGACGCCGUGUUUUUUAGAUGCCAUGUCGAUAAAAACGUAUUCAAUCUGAUUGACCAAUGAAUACAUGGAAAAUAAGAAAUUUUAACUCGUAUAUUUGUAAUGUAGCAAAACGGAAAAAAGCUUCGCGGGAUUUUUGGAAGGGAGUGAUUCGUAAAGAAAUUUUACGGAAUUGGAUUCUUUGUCAUAAAUUCAAGGAAUUAAUGAUGAAUAUGAACGCGUCAGCGCGACGAUCGAAUUUUUGUUAGCGAAAAUAAUACGCCUCCAUUGUGUUUAGUUUCAUUCGAUGAAGUCUAGUGGAUGGCGAGGACGCUGAAAAAAAAUUCAAAUCGAUGCGCGGCUUACGUCGGAUCGCCAUGUUGGAGAGAACGUAGCGUUAGUUGAGUGACGAGCCGCAGGACGGCGCAAGCGUCCGGUGUCAGAAGUUGGUGCGGGGUCUGGUGCAGGUAGCAGGUUCGAACGAUACGGGCUUCGGGUUUCAGUCUGUUUUGUGACUUGUGCGCGUGUGUUUCGUAUUCGUUUAGUUUGGUUUUCGUCCUUUGACAUUAGUUACAUUUUUGUUUUGUUUUCACAUUUAUUGGCACAUACAACGCGUAGCUCCAGUGUCGCUCUUCUUAUUUCGAACGGUGGAGUUAACAAGACAAAAAGCAGGAUACGGGAGGCGAGCCUGGCGAAAAAGAAGAAGCAAAACAGUUUGCCACGAAAGAGGACGAGCUGCGAAUACUAAUUAGGCAAUUCGAAUUCCUAUGGUCUCUCCCACGAGGAGACGAUGAGAACCUCGAAUAAGCGAGUAUUUAUCGGCGACUGCAGAGGGGGCAACCACUUCUCAAGUAUAAUGGAUUGAGCGAUGGGAAGUGACAGUGCAGAAAGACGACUGCGAUAGCGAGAAGAUGGAGCCUCCGUUAACGAGUAAAGUCCUGCGAGCCCCGAGCCUGAAAAGGGGUCAGGAGAAUGUCAGGAUUCAGGACAGGAUCAAAUUGGAACGCGUACUGGGUGUAACAGUGUCGAGCAAUGCAGCCCUCGAUUGCGACGCGACGAGCGAGUUGGUUGCAUAUCCCGCUGGAUGCACCGUGGUCCUCUUCAACCCACGUAAAAACACGCAGUCCCACGUGCUAAACGGAUGCCGAAAAACCGUAACGUCUCUCGCCCUCGCCGGGGAUGGGAGACUCCUCGCUACCGGGGAAUGUGGCCACAUGCCAAAUGUUCGAGUAUGGGACAUCUCGGAUCCUCACAACGCCGUACAAAUUGCCGAAUUUACUGGUCACAAAUACGGCAUCAAUUGCGUGGCAUUUUCACCAAGCAACAAAUACGUGGUUUCGGUGGGGUCUCAGCACGACAUGAUCGUCAACGUAUGGGACUGGAGGAACAACGUAAAAGUCGCCUCGAACAAAGUGUCGAGCAAGGUGAAGGCGGUAUCUUUCGCUGAGAAUGGAAAUUACUUCGUUACGGUGGGAAAUAGGCACGUCAAAUUUUGGUACCUCGAGUACUCCCGCAGUGCCAAGUACAAAGAACCAGUGCCUUUGAUGGGCCGAUCAGCCAUUCUCGGCGAGCAGAGGAACAACGAUUUCGUCGACGUUGCCUGCGGCAGAGGCGAAAUGGCAGAUUCAACUUACGCCAUCACGAAAACUGGCCUGCUAUGCGAAUUCAACAAUCGCAGACUCCUAGACAAGUGGGUCGAGCUGAGAACAACCAGCGCCAAUUGUAUAUCGGUUGGUGAAAAAUACAUUUUCAUCGGCUGCGCCGAAGGCAUCGUGAGAUGCUUCAGUCCAACUAGCUUACAAUUCGUCACGACCCUCCCUCGAACUCAUUACUUGGGUGUGGACGUCGCUCAAGGACUGUCUAUAAAUCACAUGUCGCAGCAUCCAGCAAACGCGAGAUACCCGGACGCUAUAGCUCUCGCAUUCGACGAGCGUAACAACAAGCUCACGUGCGUUUACAACGAUCACAGCAUAUACGUGUGGGACGUUAGAGACAUUCGAAGAGUUGGAAAGUCUCACUCGUUUCUGUAUCACUCUGCCUGCAUAUGGGGCGUCGAGAUGUAUCCGACUGGAGCAGACUCGGCUAACGCCAUGCCACCUGGCAGUUUCAUCACUUGUUCCAGCGACGAUACGAUACGCGUGUGGAAUCUUCAGAAAGACUUGGCACCCGACGACACUCUGUACAAGAGAAACAUUUAUAGCAACGAAUUACUUAAAGUCUUGUACGUCGAUCCUGAAUUGACCUACUUGAAAGACCUCGAUCUUGCCGCGGCCGGUACAGCGGAGAAGAGCGAUGCUUCUUAUGACGGGCGCAACGGUGUCAGGUCGAUAAGGGUCAGUCCCGAUGGCAAGCAUCUUGCUUCUGGGGACAGAUCCGGAAAUAUAAGAAUCCACGAUGUUAAAUCCUUGGAAGAGGUGUGUCUCGUAGAGGCUCAUGAUGCCGAAGUACUUUGUCUCGAAUACUCGAGAUUCGCCCGAUACUCGAUGGACUCGCCGAGAUUAUUAGCGAGCGCUUCGAGGGAUCGUCUAAUACACGUAUUCAGCGUUGAUCAGGGUUACAAUUUUUUGCAAACGCUCGAUGAUCACAGCUCGUCGAUAACCGCGGUGCGAUUCUUCAGCCAGAACAAUCAAGCCGAUCAGAUACAGAUGGUUUCGUGUGGUGCCGAUAAGAGCAUCAUUUUUCGACAGCUCCAAUCUAUGCCUGACAGUCCGCCCCAAUUCGCUCGGGGUCACAAUGCCCAAGGUAAAACGACGCUGUAUGACAUGGAAGUAGAUUCAGGCCAAAAGCAUGUUCUUACCGCCUGCCAAGAUCGCAACAUCAGAGUUUACAACGUAACGACGGGAAAGCACUCGAAAACGUUCAAAGGCUCGGUCGGCGAGGAUGGUUCGCUCAUUAAAGUCGUUUUAGAUGCUUCCGGCAUAUACGUCGCAACCUCGUGCACCGACAAAACCCUCUGCGUAUACGAUUAUUAUAGUGGGGAGUGUAUGGCAACAAUGCUUGGCCACUCGGAGCUUGUAACGGGUCUCCGAUUCAGUCCGGAUUGUCGUCAUCUCGUCUCGGCGAGCGGUGACGGCUGCGUUUUCGUUUGGCGAGUCCCGCACGACAUGGUCGUCACAAUGCAAGCAAGACUAGCUCAGCAGGCAAUGCGUGCUGGAAAGAGACCACCGCCUCAAGUAAACGGUACGGGAAUCGGUAUACAGUUGGACAACGACACGUUUGGCUCACCACCUCCAGAGUUUUUGGAUCCGAAUGCCAAUCCAUCGCCUCAAAGUGUCGGUGUUGACUAUCGCUUCAGCGUCGGACAAUUACCGCUCUGGGCGAAAAAACAGAUAAAUACAACAUCGAGCAUAAACGAAAGUUCGUCAGUGAGUUCAGGAGGGAGGUCCUUGAGCGUUGACUUACCAAAGGGACGUUGGGCACAGCGUGUUCAACAGGGCGAUGGAAUUACCGUUAAAUCAGUUUACGACAGCGACGAGAUAAUACCAUUUCCUCCGACGAGGAGCGGCAAUGAAUCGGACGGCGGUGGUGGUGGCGGUGGCUCGAAAGACAGCUCGAUCGACAGUGGAACAGAAACUAAAUGCAGCAGUGAUUAUCGCCGUGAUACUAUUCUCAUCAAAAGGGAAGAAGAAGAAGUUUUUCAGCCUUGUCCAGAUAGUUACAGGGAAUUGGCUGAUGAAACAAAACAGGUCAUUGGUGGUAGCGUGACAAUAACUAGAGGUAGCAAUAUUGCGGAAUUGACGCGUCAAUCAAGGAGUCGACAUCACACCGAUGACAGCAGCCUCGGCAGUUUCAAGUUCGAGGAUCAUGAAAGUACCGAACACGACGGUGACGUUGAGGAUUACUCAGAGGGUGAAAAUGGCACGACCGGUUCAGAAAAAUCGCACCAUCGCCUCAUGUAUUAUCCACCUCCUGAAGAUACUGUCUCGAAUCAAUUCAAAGUCAAUGCAAUGGAUGUAGAAGAACUUCGGAGAUCCCAGAGGCGAAGCAAGAAACCUAGAGCGGAAAAUGGCCGAACGAGCGAGAUGACAGCAUCCGGAAGUCAAGACGAUUCGGAUUCGGAAGGCGGUGCAUCGACACCGAGCGCCGAGAGGAACCCUCUGUCAAUGCUGUCAGAGGCGAGCUCCGAGGGUUUCGAUCAGCUCGCUAGUCAAAGGGAAAAGUAUCUGAAAAACGCUUUCGAAUCUCUCAGCGGUGCUGACGAGCCAACAAAUCGCAAAAAUACGAGCAUCAGCUCUCAAUUCCAUGGCAGACUCAGCGGUGGAAACGGUGGCGGUGGCGAAAACCAGAAUAAUAAAAAUCGUAACACUGCCGUUGUAAAUGCAACAAAACACUCGAGAGUUGACACGGAUGUAACGAAAAAACGUGAAGAACUUCAAAGGCGAAUCGAAGAAACGAGGAGGAAGUUGCAGAGUGUCGGCUACAGAUCAUCGUUAAAAACGAGCCAGAGUAUAUCGGAUCUCAGCAGUCACAUACCGGACAAGCAUCAUCGUUCAAACCGAAUUGGUACAGGUAACGACAGAACUUCACAACCGUUGAAAUACGCGAUAUCAACUAACUCCCGCAAACCCAUGCCAAACCUGAAGCCCAAUGUAAAACCACGAAAAAACAAUACUAACAAGAGCGUAAUAGGUGUUGGGAAUGCUUUUACGAAACUCGAUUUGUCAAACGAAAAUUCACGUUUGCCGAAGAGUCGAACAAUGUCGUGUAUAACGGAACGUUCGGGGAUGAAACAUCCAUCUCGUCCGUUGACCUUGACCCUCGAGAAAACUGAAAAGUACAAGCUCUCCUUAAACAAAACAAAUCAUUCGUUGCCCGAAUCGCCAGUGUGCGAAGAACUGAAAUUGCUCAAGGAGCAGUGCCGUAAAAAUGCAAAUCGCUUCGCAAGAUUCGCUCAAAAACGACGAUCCUGCAGUUACUUCAUUGGCCUCGACGACAACGAAGAGGACAUUGAAACUAUCGCGAAAUCCUUCGAAAGUUUGCCCGCGAUGAAUGAGCGUAAUGUCGAAAUAUCUGCUGACUUAUCGGAUGACGCCAACGAGGCAAAUGGCAAUUUCAGUGAUGAUUCGUUGGAGGGUGAUUUCAAAAAUCCACCCCGAAGAUGCGUCAGUGAGUAUCACAUUAACAUUCAUACGGAUCUCAAUACACCCGUCGACAAUACGAAUUAUAUAAAUUACGAUGGCCUCGAGAGAAACAAGCCAUUGACACAUUCUCAAGAGAGUAUUUUGUCCGAUGCUUCGGUAGAAUCAUUUUGUAGAGGUAAUCCUACUGAAAUGAUCGAUUGCACGAGUUACGAAAAUGAUCGGCAUUCAAGCGCCAGUUUUUUCUUGUCAAGGCGAAAGAUUCAAGCUGGACGUAGUCAAGAGAGCAUCCUAACCGACGAGUCCGAUUAUCAAAUGUUUCCACUUCAAGAAAACGCCGAUCACCGUAGUACAGAGAGUGUACUCACCGAUGACUCGGACUCCAUGGUGAAGUCAGCGCCACUCGAGAUGCUCUUCGAUUCUCACUACAAACGCAAACGACAAAAUUCCGAGACGUACAGCGGUAACCCAAACAACGUUGACCCCAACGAUAUUUCUGAUAAUCCGGAUAUAACGGAUGCUCCUUCGCUCAACCGUGCAGUCUUCAGGUCAAAAUCACUACAGGACACGAGACUUAGCGAGGCGAGAAUUAGCUACACCGAGGAAAAUUUUCGUCCAAAUCGUACGUGCAUUUAUUACGAGUUCAACGUCGACGACCCGAGCAAUGGUACGAAUCAACGCGUAGGACAAAAAUCCGACGUUAUGUCACGGAGCAGCAGUAUGAAAGCAUCCUCGAAGGAGCCUCAGUCAAUGCUGAUACUCAACGAUUUCGUCGCUCACAAACCGCCGAAACCGAAGCGAAAUUUUUCACGAACUCAGAGCAUGAGAAACCGUGCCAGACCAGCUUGGAACAAAUACAACGUUGACUCAUCGGCACAGAAAACUAUUUGCUUGAAAAAUCUUCCGUGCUCGGACAAUAAUACGUUAGGAUCCUCUGGUGUUGGUCACACGGAGUACAAGAACGAGGAAAAAUCGCCAAAUGAUCUCGAAUUAAAGGAUGAGUCGAAAGACUCGAAAAUUCUCGACUCUUACUCCGUUAAAAAUUACGAUGAACAGAUAACGCGAAAACCGUUUUACGGAAUACCAAUGCGAGCAACCCAACACGUACAAAAUGAUUCGAUAUUCACUACUGAAACUUCUUAUCACAGCCAAGAAACGUUUGCUUCAAACAAACAAGACGUUUCCUGUGAACGUAACAUCGCAUGUUUCGAUAAUGAAAUACCAACGAAGGACACCUUCGAGACUUACGAUUCACUCGAGCCAAAUGGUGUUCCUUCUAGCGAGUCAUCCUGUCACGAAACGCAAAUAGAAAUUUCGGAUAAAGCGAUGCAAUCAACGAGAAGAAUCGAUGAUACUGAGAGCAGCAACGUCGACAUUCGAAUAACCCGAGCUAUCGAGGGCACCGUCAAACUAUUGUCCAAAGAAUUUGAAAAUCUCGUACGACGCGAACAAUAUUUUAUGAAAGAAAAACAUUUGCGAAUGACUGCCUGUCGAGAGAACAACGAAAACUUUGCGAAACUCGAGGCUGAACGUGAUACUCGUUGUUCUAUCUCGAGACGAGAAUUACGUGGCAAUUCGGGCGGUGAAGAUAGUGAUUACAAUGAUUUCCCCGCUAUCGAAAGAUCCCUCAUGGAAAGUGGCUCCUCCACACCGGCCUCGAGUUGCGCCAAUUCACCUAAAAGAAUGUGGCCACCGGCAUCACGUUGCCAGAUGAAGUGGACCAAGACACUGCCGACUAUCAGUCAAGAUAUACUACCUUCGAAGCAUCACUUCGCAGUUUCAGGAAAAAUAAGCAAUAGAAAUGUAAAUGCAUCGUCCAGGAGUGGUCCUGGAAAUGGUAAUUCGGGUGCCCAAUCAAGACACGUUUCAACUAAGAAUCAUUCGUCUCAUAUGACGCGAAGUAGCAGUGUAGGAGUGCUGAAUCAGCAAAGCGAUUCUGAAUCCGAUGCGGGCGUUGCUGUUGGUGGAAGAAGUUGGAACAAUCAGUCAUCGAACAACCGUAUAAGCGGCUUGAUGAGGCCAACUAUAAGUUCGCAAAAUAAAAUAAAUCACCAAAUAAAGCCAAACUCAUCGUCGAGCAAUAAUCUUCCUCUGGUGUUGAGGAGGCGAGGCAUGCAAGGAGCUUAUUCAAGUGUGAAUCUAAGUCAAGUAGGAAAUCAGGAAGAUUCUAGCUCAGAGGACACGUCCUCCAAUGGAAAUGGUGGAAAGCCGGCACUUCCACCCAGGCCAAGAAGUAUCAGUAUUGAUCACUCUGGGGCAAGUUUGAGCAUACCGGGUGCAACCAUAAGGAGAUCAGGAUCAAGUACAGUCAUAACAAAUGGUCGAACGAGUGGAGUAGUCGGACAAGGCACUGCUAGACUAUCGGUAGCGAAUCGAAAUCAACUUGAGCCGAGUCCUCAAGAGCUCCCCGUAAAGGACACUGAUCGUGCAAUCGACGUUGCCAGUGCCGAAUUAGACACGGAUAACAGAUUAGUAUCUACACAAUUGUGUAACACGAUUGCCGACGAGCUGACACGUACUGCAGACAACGUUGUACAGCUUUACAAAAGAUUAACAAUAGACAGCAGUGGAGACUCAUCAGGCGAGGCACUGGACAGGGACACAAUGUUACGUGGAUUAGAAUCGUCGGUAAAUGAAGCAAUGCGCACGUUACGUCUCGUGGUAGCUGCCGGUACGAGUCAGACUGACGGCAACGAGGUCGGAGCUGACGGUGUGAGUGCGAAUGAGGCAACGGUGAAAUUCCAAGAAUUGCUUGCUGGUCAGGAUCAAGGAAAGGUGGUCAAUAUGAUGCAGCAAUACUCAGAGCUAUUGCUUAGCAUGAUGCAACAGAGAAUGACCGGAAAUCAAACUAAUCACACCUAAAUAUCCGUCCAGUCGUCGAGUAUUGCACGUAAAAUUGAAUAGAUAAAAAAAAAGAAAAAAAAAUUGACGUUGAAAAUGAAAGAUGAACGAAGAGAAUAUAAACAACGUACCUCAUGAAAAUAUUUUCAUUGCCACGAGACUGUCUGCGGUGUAUGAUCGAGGAAAAAAGACAACCUACGCUCUCCGUCCUCACAUCUCGUCCUUGCCAAAAUAUUGAAAUGUUUUGGAUUUGUGCAUGAAACUUUGAGGAUUCAGAUGGAGAUGAGUGAUUUCCUUUUUUCCAUUCGAUCGAUGGAGCAGCUAUUUUUUGAGCCAUAGGAAGCGAAGAGAUUGAGGAUGGAAUUUUUUGAGGACGGUUCUAGAGUAGUCACUCCCUAACGUUGUACAAGUCAUUACUUCAAUAACGCACCAAGUUUUGUCAUAGUGAAAAAUCAGAACUUAUUGAUAUGCCGCUGAGAGCUAACUCCUCUACAGUUAUUUCAUUAUCGAAUCGGAUCGUACAUCGUAAUAUUGCGAAUUGCAACUCAAAGAUUGAUAAGAAAAUUUGUGUGGCCAUGAGGCAAUCUUCAAUUGGGAACUUCGCACCGCCGUUGCCAAGAUUCUCUCAAGGUGUUUUUCGAAUUCAGAAAAAGGAAUAAAAAGCUUUCACAAAAUUGGUCACACAUCAGCAAACAUCCAUGUGAAAAAUAAAAAAUCUAAUUUUUCUCCUUGAUAACGUAAGCGUGACAUUUCGAUAUUAAUCGAUAUCUUCGGAUUGUAAUAUUUAUUGAAAAACAUUUAAGUCGGAACUUGAAUAAUCCUACUACAUAAACAUUAGGCCAUACGCCGUGAAAUGCCAAUUACUAAAGACUAGUAGGCUAGAUUGUGAAUUUAUUCUGAUGCGUAAAUGUCUAAAAAUAAUGUGUGGUAUUUCCGAGCGGUAUUUGGAUAUUGAGUGUGUGUCUCGUUCAAAUAUAUGUACAUGUACACAUUAAUUUAACCAAAGGCUUCACGAAACCUAUGGUCUAAAUAACUGAGAGGUAACUAAAAAAAAAAAAAAAAAAAAAAAAUAGUUUCCUCGCUAUUUUGGACAAAGAUGACGAUAAUAUUCGUCCGCUGAUUACGCGGCAUGAAAAAAAACUUGCCAAUUGCGCGAAUGAAUUGAAAAUGAGAGAAAAUAGAUAAAGUAUAUUGCAUCUAGUUGUUAAUCAGUCGUUUUAAAAAAUAAAGUAUCAAUCAAUACUGGGCUUCUUAGAGUUGCUUAAAAAGAAAAUUGAACAAAAGAAAUGAGUAAAACAAAUGAACGAAGCGAAUUAAAAUCAUCACACUUCUUCUCCUCUCUCAACGUACAUAUGGGGCUCCGGAAGUGUUUACUGAUCGUUUGCACUAUUGAAAAUGAUACUGUAUGCGAAUCAAAACAAAAGGAAAAAAAAACAAAAAUCAGUAUCUGCACCAGCCUAAAAAAGGAAGUAUUAGCUUGCAAUAGCGACUACUAUGUAUUUUGUCAUAGGAAUUGACGUGUACUGACAUAUUUUUCCACGUAAGCCCGUAAUUAUAGAUUUAAAAAAAUAAUGGAAAAAAAAAGAACGAUAAAAAACAUAAAAUACGACCUUGCAUAUAUUUCGCGUCGUUUAGCGGUUUCUGUACUUUUCAUUUUUCAAAUUACCAUUCUGCUCAAUUAACCAGUAACCGGUCCGUCUUUUUUACAUUUGUUUUUUCCUUUCCUUUCAAUCAUCUUAGAAAUGAUCGAAAUCGAAUGUAUAAGAAGCAUCGAAGUAGUUUAAAUGUGUAUCACUAACGCCCGUGGAAUCAAUGAAACAAUUCAACCCGUUUUUUAAUCUUAUAAUGUACAAUACUUGUUGCUUUAUAUCUCCCAGAAUAUUGAGUAACUUAUUACUUGUGCCAUUUAGUGUAAAAAAGGAAUGAGCCGUGACGCCUGUCAAUUCUGUGACUCCAUCGGGUCCCAUAUAAUAUUUUCGAUCUUGUUAUUAUGGGAUUAUUUCAAAGUUCUGUAAAAAUUACGAAUUUCGUUAUGACUUCAAACGUUUUCGAUUUUCUACUGUUACUUUUGUUCGGUAUGAAUGCCUUUUGAAAAACCUUUGAAAAACAAUCGUUCAAUAUUUUUCAUUUGAUUGGAAAAGAACGUUCUUCACGCAUGAUAAUUGAAUCGCGUCGAAAAAACGCAAACACUUAUUUUUAUCUAGCAAAUGAAAAGUUGGAACUUCCUCCAUCAGAAAGUUCAUAUUUUACACUAUGAUUGUUCUUCGAUGAUAACCCCCGUAUACGAUGAUGCAGAGCUCAUCAAUUGUCAAACAAAUUAUAUCGACAUUACGUAGUGUCAAAUCAUUGUGUGAAUGUACGUGGGCAGUUUUUUCAAUUUAAGUUUAAUCUUAACAAUGUACCCGUAGAUAAUUAUUGAUAUCGUGUCGAGGACCGUUGUAGAAAAAUCGUAAAAUAUCGAAUCUCAUUAGGUCUACGUAGAAAUAUUUAACCGCUUUUCUUGUUUCUGGCAAAUAUCCCUCAUUCAUUCCAAAUCAUUGAUACCUCGGUUCUUGUUUGUGCGUCGAUCAAGAAAUCAUUUUGUUGCGUUUGCUUGCUUGAUACGUUCAUUACUGUUUUUUUUUGUAUAUUGUUAUUCACGUUAUUUCAAACAUAGAUUGAAAUCAUCUUUAUGCUAAUAUGGUUUUAUUCUAUUCUGUAUAUACUAUACAUAUUAAGUUGCGAUUGAAUAAUAGAAUGUGACCCCAGUUGUGUAGAUUUGCCACAUGUAACGUUUUCUUCGUAAAAAAAGCAAAAAUAAUAAUAAUAAAAACAACAAUACCAUCUA